This is a messenger RNA of Silurus meridionalis, 1363 nucleotides long. RefSeq names its product integrin-linked kinase-associated serine/threonine phosphatase (gene ilkap). The transcript has 10 exons. Lineage: Eukaryota; Metazoa; Chordata; Actinopteri; Siluriformes; Siluridae. The record is from RefSeq and is a predicted model, not a curated record. Bases 201 to 1223 code for a protein of 340 amino acids. Gene Ontology annotation, biological process: protein dephosphorylation. Gene Ontology annotation, molecular function: cation binding; protein serine/threonine phosphatase activity.
AAAGCAUGGAUUUAGAAAUGAACCCGAGCCAAUACACUAAAUGCUAGGUAUCAGACUCGGUAUUGAGCGUGUAUAUACAAUUUAGAUUUUUUCUUUCAAUUCACACGAAAUAGAUAAAUAUAUAAAAACAUAUAUGCAUAUAAAGUAAGAAAUUGUUCAUAUUAGCUAGUAGUGAUUCCAGCUUGCUUCUAAAUAUCGAGAUGGAUUUGUUUGCAGACCUGCCUGCCCCUACGAGCAAUACAAACUCGGGCAGUAAAGACGAAUCCAGUGUGCAGAUCCGGGGCCAAAAGAGAUACCGGGACCCGGACGAAGAGGAUGAGGCGGAAAAGAAAGUUUGUAAAGGACUGGUGAAGCUGAAGGGUUUUGUGGCGGCCAGGCGUGGCGAGCGAGAAGAUAUGCAGGAUGCUCAUGUCAUUUUGCCGGACCUCCACGCGCAUGCUAAGACGCUGCCUGCACACGUGUCCAGGCUGGCGUACUUUGCUGUGUUUGACGGUCAUGGUGGUGCUCGAGCGUCUCAGUUUGCUGCAGAACAUCUGCAUCACACACUACUUAGCAAAUUUCCUAAAGGAGAAGUCGAAAAUCUGGACAAGCUGGUGAGGAAAUGUCUGCUCGACACGUUUCGCAACACAGACGAGGAAUUCCUGAAAAAAGCCUCUAGUCAGAAGCCAGUAUGGAAGGACGGCUCCACGGCUACAUGCAUGCUGGCCGUGGAUGAUGAUCUGUAUGUUGCCAAUCUGGGAGACAGCAGAGCAGUGUUGUGUCGUAUGGAGCACAAUGAGGACGGGGAGGAGAAGUGUGUAUCUGUGGCUCUCAGUAAAGAACACAAUCCCACCAUCUAUGAAGAGCGCAUGAGGAUACAGAGAGCAGGAGGAACUGUCCGAGAUGGCCGUGUGUUAGGCGUGUUAGAAGUUUCCCGCUCGAUCGGUGAUGGUCAGUAUAAACGCUGUGGAGUGAUUUCUACACCUGACCUGAGACGCUGUACACUCAGCCCAAAAGACAGGUUUGUGAUUCUGGCAUGCGAUGGACUUUUCAAAGUGUUCUCAGCAGACGGGGCUGUUCAGUUUGUCAACAAAUUUCUACAGGACGAGUCGGUGGAGACAAAGGAGGGCCAGACUGUGGAGGAGGCGCGGUACGAAGCCGCUUGUCAGAAACUGGCGACCGAGGCAGUGAGGCGAGGCUGCGCAGACAACGUCACAGUCAUCCUGAUCUCCAUUGAAUUCUGACACGUUUCUCUCUCACGCUCAUCAGCGGAGUGCUCGGCUUCGUGUUGCGUUCGAUUCAUCUCGAUGUGGACAUUUCUAAAAGACUUUGAUGCUGAGUGUUGGGAUUUUCAACUAAAUAAAAAUCCUUACGUUGUCCCAAA